This is a messenger RNA of Cetraspora pellucida, 963 nucleotides long. Lineage: Eukaryota; Fungi; Glomeromycota; Glomeromycetes; Diversisporales; Gigasporaceae. The record is from the annotation of a GenBank genome assembly.
AUGGGAAACCGUAUUAGUAAAUCCAGAAAGAAUCAAUCUCACAAUUACGCUAAUGAAUUAGCGUCUUCAAAUAAUAGUUCGCGUACCAUUGAUAAAUUUGCUUUUGAAGAUGGUAGAAGAUUUCAUAAUGUAGAUAAUUCAAAAUACUUUCUACCGAAUGAUGAUGAUGAAUGUGAUAGAUUACAUGUAAUGCAUUUUACAUAUAAAUUUAUUUGGAGAGGUAACUUUUCUGCCCCAAUUGAAGAUCUUCUUAAGCAAGAAGGAACAAGGGUUCUCGAUGUAGGAUUAGCUGUCAGAUUAGUUGUAAUUAAACCAAUCGCAAAUAAGCUCUUCCAUGAUAGAAAAACGCUUAUUAUUGGAGGAAUACGAACAGGUGCUGGUUCUUGGUUACUCGAAAUGUCAACCAAUUAUCCACUAGCAAGAUUUACCGGUGUAGAUAUUUCUCCAAUUCAACCUGGCUAUAUUAAACCUAAAAAUGCUGAAUUUAUUGAAGCAAACGUACUGGAAAGUUUACCAUUUGAUAAUGAUACUUUCGAUUUCGUAUUUCAACGAUUAUUGUUUGCCGGAAUUCCUGGAAAUGAAUGGCCGUCUGUAAUUAAUGAACUAGUUCGUGUAUUAAAACCUGGCGGCUAUAUAGAGAUGUUUAAUGAACGUGGUUUAGAUACUCAUAUAUGUUACAAAUUACAGAGCUAUUUAAAACAAAAUAAACAACUUCAUAAUGUUCAUUAUAAAAUAAAACAACAUUAUGAUGAUGAAGAUGCUGAAAAGUUAUUUAGAUUGCCAAAACUUAUGAGUUUAAUUAAUGUUUCUAGUGAUGAAUAUGACAAUUUGAUCAAAGAUAUGAAAAAUGAAAUAAUAGAAUUAAGAUCUUUUAAUGCGCAAGACUUUAAAGAUAGGCAUAGGAAGUAUAGGUCUGGUCGGGCUAAGGCUAGGAGGGCUAAAGGAUUUAAUGAUGUAAUAUAA